UACCUAUAUCCCCUCCUUUAUUACUCCGUACGGCUGCCGUCAGAUCAUGCCACUUUUCCGACCAGCAUGUCAGCUGUGGUUUCCCCACACAAGUAUGCUCCGCGCUCCGCUUCUACCAUCCUCCAUCUUUUCCCUCUCAAAACAUUUUACCCCACUCCGCCUAGAGCAGACAUCACUCACCAUGUCUGUUGCUCGGUCUAGAGUUGUUACUGUUCUACCCUUUGCUAGAACCCGAUUCUUCCGGGUGUCGCUGCAGUAGACAAUCGCCAGUCGAAAGGACGACAAUCGCAACCAUGCCCCUAAGCGAAGAGCAGAUUCGCGUUGUCAUUGCCCUUGAGAGAACCGGCGCCUCGCUCUCUUUGAUUGGCAUCUCGCUCAUCUUCGUCACCUACUGGCUCUUCAAAAGCCUCAGGACCAUCCCCAACCUGUUCAUCAUCUUUGCCUCCAUUGCCAACGUCGGCGCCAGUAUUGCAUGCCUCAUCGGACAAAGCGGAAUUCUCAAAGGUGACGAGUCUGCCUUGUGCCAAGCCCAGGCCUUCCUGUUGCAAAUGUUCAUGCAGUCUGACCCUUGGUGGUCGCUAGCCAUGGCCAUCAAUGUCUUCCUUGUCAUCUUCUACGGCGCCAGUCCCGCCUCUUUCAGACGCUAUCUGUGGCUGUAUUGCCUCAUCUGCUUUGGCGGGCCCUUCAUCCCAGCCAUCGUCCUACUGCUGGCUCAGCCAAACGGCCAGAUGAUGUAUGGAAAUGCCACCCUCUGGUGCUGGAUUAGUAACGACCGGAGCGCACUUCGCAUCUACGCCUACUACGUUCCCAUCUGGGUGUGCAUCUUCUUCUCUGCCGUCAUCUACUGCGCCGUCGGCCACCACAUCUUCCAUCAACGCAAUCAGCUUCGGAACUUGACCUUUAGCUAUCCUAGCAAAGAUGGGAUUGAUGUGUUACACUUAGAGGAUGCUAGAGACUCGGCGGAGGAGGACCCGGCAAAUCGGUUAGAAGAUUGCCAAAUCACUGCUGUGACCGAAGUGCAGAUAACCGCCGCCAUCCCAACCACACAUACACUACCACAAUCACCAACUGUGCCAUCGACGGCCGUGACGAGUCCGAACCAGCACCGACAUGUGCAGCAUCAACCGUCCUGGCGUGGGAGCGAGGAUGACAUAGACAAACGAAGCUCCAUAACCGUUAACCACGCCCAUUUUGAGACUCUGAUCUCCUCCAACCCGUCGCCGCCUCGAUCCAAACCUCCUACGGUCACGCGGAUGCGAUCCCGAACAACCCAUUUCAACCCUCCUUGGCUUAACAACCUCGACCCAAUCAAGCUCGCCUACCUUCGCACUAGUUUCAUGUUUGCCAUUUCUAUUCUUGUCACCUGGAUCCCAAGUUCCAUCAACCGCGUCAAGGGUCUUGUCAACCCCGAUAGCGUUAGUUAUGGCUUGAAUAUCGCGACCGCAGUCGUACUACCUUUGCAGGGCGUCUGGAAUGCUGCCAUUUACUUCAUUACCAGUUGGAGCAAAGUCAAGGAGGAGUACCGCGCCUUUAUGGCUAGUCAGUCAGCACGCCGCCCCCAUGAUCACCGAGGGAGCAGGCUUGUCGAAGCUCGCCAAGGUGGUCAACGAGACCGUUUCAACAUGGCGCUAUUGGAACGUAAAAAGCGUCCAGGUAGUGACGGGACGAGAGAGCUAAAUCUGACCGCGUCAGCGAGCGUUAGAAAUAACAACGUCAGAGUGAUGCCGGGAUUGUUUUGACAUUUUCCCGUGCCUCUUGUUUUUAUUAUCUUAAUAUUUAUUAAUUAAUCUAUUACGUCAAGCUGUCUAUUCAAGAA
Messenger RNA from Ilyonectria robusta, 1816 nucleotides. RefSeq names its product G-protein coupled receptor. Gene Ontology annotation, cellular component: plasma membrane. Gene Ontology annotation, molecular function: G protein-coupled receptor activity. Gene Ontology annotation, biological process: cell surface receptor signaling pathway; adenylate cyclase-activating G protein-coupled receptor signaling pathway. The transcript is spliced from 4 exons. The coding region runs from base 294 to 1739 and encodes 481 amino acids. Lineage: Eukaryota; Fungi; Ascomycota; Sordariomycetes; Hypocreales; Nectriaceae. The record is from RefSeq and is a predicted model, not a curated record.